AUGGAGGAUUGGAAUUUACAUCCUUUGAAAGGAGAGCAUUUGCAUGUUAGGUGUUGUGCACAUAUGCUUAAUCUUGUUGUUAAUGAUGGAAUGAAAGAGAUGCAUGAAUCUAUUAGCAAGAUAAGAAAUGCUAUUAGAUAUGUGCGUGCUUCUCCUAGUCGUAUGAACAGGUUUAAAAAUUUCAUUAAGGAAGCUAGGAUACAAGACAAGUGUACUGUUCAACUCGAUGUUUCUACUAGAUGGAACUCUACAUACACCAUGCUUGAAAGUGGUUUGAAGUUUCAAAAGGCGUUCAAGAGGUUAGGGGAGAGAGAUACAGAAUAUGCUCUAAUGCAAGGUGGUAUUCCGAGGAAUAUUGAUUGGGACAAUGCAAAACACUUUAUGGAAUUCUUGAAAAUUUUUCAUGAUGUUACAAAGAGUGUGUCUGGUAGUUUGCUUGUGACUUCUUCUCAAUAUUUUCAUGAGUUUUGUAAGAUUUUGCGAGUGUUCAAGACUUCUUGUGGUAGUCGAGAUCCAUUAUUUGGGAGUAUGGCUGAGAGGAUGAAGCUUAAGUAUGACAAGUACUGGGGUAACAUAAAAAAUAUUAAUAUGAUGAUUUUUGUUGCUGUGGUUCUUGAUCCUAGAUACAAGUUGAAGUUUGUGAACUUUAGCUUUGAAAAGCUAUAUGAUAAGGAUGAUGCUGAUUUUUUGGGUGCAAAAGUGAAAGAGACUUUCUCCAAGAUGUUUGAAUGCUAUAUGAAUGUAAAUAAUGGGGAUAGAUCUUUUACUUCAGCAACAACGGAUGGUGCAUCAGAUGUGGGAGUACCUGAUGGCGACAUGGCUGGUGAUUUUUUCAAGGAGGUACAUUUUCAUGAGAUCAUCAACAAAAAUGAGGUGGAUUUGUAUUUGAUGGAUGGUUUAGAGAAACCUCGUGAUCAAAAUACUUUUGACAUAUUGAAUUGGUGGAAGGUAAAUUCUAGCAAGUAUCCUAUCUUAUCCCAAAUAGCUAGAGAUGUCUUAGCAAUGUCGGUCUCGACUGUUGCUUCAGAAUCAGCUUUUAGCACUGGUGGAAGAGUGCUUAACAACUAUAGGAGUUCUUUAACUCUAAAGACAAUUGAGGCAUUGAUAUGUACACAAAAUUGGCUUCGUGCUUCUCCAAUGACAACUGAUUUUGAAAAGCUUAUUGAAGAGUUUGAGAAACUUGAAUUAGAAAUUGCACCAACCGGAGAAGAUGAGGAUGAGUCUGGUGUGGAUUCAGAUUAA
Molecule: messenger RNA, 1242 nt
Organism: Arachis duranensis
Lineage: Eukaryota; Viridiplantae; Streptophyta; Magnoliopsida; Fabales; Fabaceae
Product: zinc finger BED domain-containing protein RICESLEEPER 2-like
Exons: 2
Coding region: 1-1242 (413 amino acids)
Molecular function (GO): protein dimerization activity; DNA binding
Source: RefSeq, a predicted model, not a curated record